UUUCAGUUUCUCUCUGUGGUGUCGAAAAGUCCUGGUUUUAAUUUGACGACGUCUGCAGAAACCUGAACCCGUUUAUCAAUAAAGUUUAAAAAAAAAAAAAAAACAACAAACAGUGACGUCUGUGACACGCGACACAGCCCUUAGAGGAACCACGCGUGUUGUCAGGACCAGGACCCGGGGCCGCUGAAGUCCAGGUUUAAAUCCACUUCUCGGUCCGUUUAAAUCCGUAGCGAUGGGGGACCGGAGUCGGCUGUGCUCCGUGUGGCUGGGCUCGGAGACCGGCAUCCUGAAGGGGGUCAGCGUGUCCCGGAAGCAGGCCUUCAACUUCUGCAACACGAGCCACCUGAGCCGCGACCAGGAGGUCCGGGCGCUGUGCUGGGGGGACCCGGCGGAGAGCGAGCUGCUGGUCGGCUCGGUGGACGGAACCGUGAAGACCUUCAGCCUCGAGAAGGGCGCCUUCACCGAGACCCGGCGCUGCGGAGACCCGGCGGACGGCUGCUUCACCGGGCUGGCGGCGCUCGGCGGCUCCGCGCUGCUCACCUGCGGGGAGUGCGGGACGCUGCGGGUCUGGAGGGAGGACAGCGGCGAGCCCGUCACCGAGCUGGACGCGGGCAAGAACGUGUGCAGGAUGCGGCAGAGCCCGGUACACCCGCACAAAGUGGCGACCGGCGGCAAGGAGAACGGCCUGAAGAUCUGGGACCUGGAGAGACCCGAGAAGCCCGUGUUCACCGCCAAAAACCUGCGGGACGACUGGCUCGACCUACGGCGGCCGCAGUGGGUCAAAGACAUGGCUUUCAUCCCGGACUCCGACAAAGUGGUCACCUGCACAGGCUACCACCAGGUCCACGUGUUCGACCCGUCCUCCCCUCAGCGCCGUCCCGUCCUGGAGGCCGAGUUCGGCGAGUACCCGCUCACGGCCCUGUCCCUGCCCGCCGCCGGCAACGCGGUGGUGGUGGGGAACACCCACGGCCAGAUCGCCACGCUGGACCUGAGGAAAGGUUUGGUCCGCAGCUGUCUGAAGGGGCUGGCGGGGGGCGUGCGGUGGCUGCAGUGUCACCCCUCCCAGCCGGUGGUGGCGUCCUGCGGCCUGGACCGCUUCCUCCGCAUCCACAGCCUGGAGGACCGCAAGCUGCAGCACAGAGUCUACCUCAAGUCCAGACUCAACUGCCUCCUGCUGGCCAGCCGGGAUCUGGAGGACGGAGGGGCGGCGACGGACGGGGAGGGGGCGACCCAGGAGGUGAAGGAGGAGGAGGAGGAGGAGGACGAGGUGUGGGACGCCAUGGAGCAGGUGGAGGAGAAGCCCAAGAGGAAAACGACAGAGGAGGAGGAGGAAGAAGAACCGGAGAAGAAGAGCAAGAAGAAGAGAAAGAAAGGCCGAGACUGAGGGGCGUUUGAGGCCUGAUCAGGGCGUGGGACAUUUCAACACCGUCAGUCACGUCACCAGACUGAAACACAUGAAAGAUAAAAGCUUUGCCUUUUUUUUUUUUGGCUGACCAGAGACUGAACUCUGAUCCGUCUCUACAUUUAUUUUCACAUUGUUUUGUAAUAUUGUGUCCGAGGGCUUUAUUCAAACAGAAGUGCCUGCAGUUGUCUUAUGAGUAAAGAUCAUUUUAACGGCCACUACUACUUUUCUUCUUAAAACAUAAAUCAGGUCCCUGAACGUCAAGGUCAGAGCAUGGGAUUUCCUCUCCGUACCAAACGUCAGGGACUGAAGCGCUACGUCUGGGGCUGAUUUCCUGGCGAGGUGAGGGCGUGGACGACGGACACAAAGCGGCGACCUGUGUGGACGGUGGAAACAGAAGCGCCCUCCGCGUUGUCUACAGGUUUUGUCUGCUGAGACCACAAAGACUCACAGGGAGCAGUUGUCACGUGGUUUAAAAAUACCCCAGUCUUCCGGUUGAGUUUUGCCGCGUUCGCUUUGAUAAACUCGUUCAGUCGAAUUCUGCACGUGGUCAGAUUCACGGCAGAUUCUCGCCAACGGUGUCAGUCGACUGGUCAAAUGUAGGAAGUCCAUUUCCAGCCCGUAGAUAAACAUUGGACCAGAGCUGCGGAGAAUUCCUGAUUCCGAUGAACCUUUGGGACCUGGACAGUUUAACCAGGCAACUGAGAUCUAAGUGAAAGUGCAGGCGGAAGGAGUUACCACAGGUCAGAAUCCUCCAUUACAAGUGAAAGUUCUGCGUUCAGACGUUUAUCUGAGUAAAAGUGCAGAAGUAUUAUCGGCAAAAUGGUCUUAAGGCAUCAAGAGUAAGAGCCAGGUCCUGAAAGAUGAGAUUUUUUUGUUGAUGAAUCAGGCGUUUUCCUGGUUUCACCCGAUUGGACUCCCUCAGGACGGUGUGGGCGGGCUCAGACUUGAUUGACAUCUCUCGCUCACCUGGGGCGCCUGUCUUUCUUUUCAUGUUGAUGUUGCCUCUUUAAACACACCCAGUGUCGUCAUUUGCUCCCUAUUCAGUGUCAGUAUCAUUCUACCAGUUAUUUUAAUGUAAUAAACGACGCCUCACUCAAAGGUUCAGCUUUCAUUGAUCUCAUGAAUAUUUUAAGGACUUGUCGGCUACGGUUACAGCUGUCACUUCAGUGUUGGACACACACUUUAUACUGACGUGUUGUUAGUGUGACCCAGCGCUGCGGUCCUUCAGCCUGGUCACUCAACCUAAAGUACAGAUCCCAAUGACCUCUCUUGGUUUGAACAAACGGAAUCCAUGAGUGAUUCAAAACUAGGUUCAGACUUAAUAAAAUGCUGCCGAAGAGGGGAACAAGGUUUUGAGGGUUAU
This is a messenger RNA of Xiphias gladius (swordfish), 2768 nucleotides long. It is a transcript of the gene wdr74, whose product is annotated as WD repeat domain 74. The coding region runs from base 233 to 1384 and encodes 383 amino acids. Gene Ontology annotation, molecular function: protein binding. NCBI's taxonomy places the organism in Eukaryota, Metazoa, Chordata, Actinopteri, Istiophoriformes, Xiphiidae. The transcript has 2 exons. Gene Ontology annotation, cellular component: preribosome, large subunit precursor; nucleolus. Gene Ontology annotation, biological process: ribosomal large subunit biogenesis. The record is from RefSeq and is a predicted model, not a curated record.